AUGGUCGCGACAUUUGUGUCAAAAGCAGGUCAUACUGCAACAACUCCUCUUAAUGAGCAAAGAAUUGUUACUGCGGAUUGGUAUACCACCAUUUGUUUGCCAAAAGUCAUCACCGAGCUUAGAAAAAUCAACCCCGAAGAAAGAAUCAUCCUCCACCAAGACAAUGCAAGCUCGCACACAGCCCAAAAAACAAGGCAGUAUUUAACGGAAGAAAACGUGAAAUUAUUGGACCAUCCUCCGUAUAGUCCUGAUGUAAGUCCUAACGAUUUCUUUACUUUCCCGAAAAUUAAAAACAUACUGCGUAGUCCAAGGUUCCAGUCACCAGAGGAAGCAGUUGACGCAUUCAAAAUUGCCGUUUUGGAUCUGCCAACGAACGAGUGGAAUAAGUGCUUCGAAAAUUGGUUCGAGCGCAUGCACAUGUGUAUUAAUCUUCGUGGAGAAUACUUCUAA
Acanthoscelides obtectus is the source of this 450-nucleotide messenger RNA. The record is from the annotation of a GenBank genome assembly. NCBI's taxonomy places the organism in Eukaryota, Metazoa, Arthropoda, Insecta, Coleoptera, Chrysomelidae.